Salvelinus sp. IW2-2015 is the source of this 1200-nucleotide messenger RNA. Its product is annotated as SH2 domain-containing protein 1B. The record is from RefSeq and is a predicted model, not a curated record. Gene Ontology annotation, cellular component: cytosol. Lineage: Eukaryota; Metazoa; Chordata; Actinopteri; Salmoniformes; Salmonidae. Gene Ontology annotation, biological process: positive regulation of B cell differentiation; regulation of immune response; negative regulation of neutrophil differentiation.
GAGGGUCUGUGAGAUAUUGAACCUUUGAAGAGCGUUCUCUGUCUGUGUCUGUCUCUGAUCUCACUGCAGAUUAUGGAGAGAUUGGUUGAUUGAUUAUCAGAGAGUAACUUUACCAACGCUACCACUGCUAGCUUCUCUCUGGGGUGAGGAGACAGAGAACACAGGGAGAGGAGAGGACAGGUGAGAAAGAGAAGAGUGAAGAAGCAGGGGAGAGUAUCAAAAUAAGAGGUGAGGACUGACUGAGGAGAGUGGGAGGACCAGGCCUCUGAGUGGUCUGAUACAGGAAGAGAGGUAGAGAGGAAGGGUGUUGACCCCGUUGCCCCGCUGUUGGGAUAGAUACAAUGGCAUCGCCUCUAUUGAUGUACCACGGGGCGAUCAGUAAACUGGACUGUGAGGGUCUGCUGGGGAAGAAGGGGAAGGAUGGAGCCUACCUCCUCAGAGACAGCGAAACCAUCCAAGGAGCCAUGUGUCUGUGUGUCUAUAAAAAGAAGGUGGUGUAUACCUACAGAAUCCUCCAGACCCACACUGGAAGCUACACCCUGCAGACAGCGUCUGGUGUAGAGGAGAAAUUCUUUAAGACGUUAGAGGAGCUGGUCCGCCAUUAUAAGCGUCGGGGGCAGGGAUUGGCUCAGCAUCUGCGCCACUCAGUCAAGAGGAAGACACUGCUACAACUUCCCGCCCCCAAUGUCAUCGAUGAGGUGCCUGAUUAUGAAAAUGUGGAUGCAUCAGACUACGUUGUUGUCCUGCCCUCUUGAUUCAGCAGCACACCCCUGACCUAUGAGCCUGUAAAUAUCUAGGUGUGGUGCCUUCAGGCAGGUUUUUUACAUUUUUAUCCUGAUGCCAGGGGCGGACUGGUCAUCUAGCAUUUCGAGCAAAUGCCAGAUGAGCUGGUCAAAUUUUAGCCCUUAAGGCCUGUCUAAUUCAUAUAUAUUUUUUAGCUAAAUUAUCAUUAUCUGGCUAAUAAUUGGGACCUCAAAAGGGAAAAAAUMGGCUGGUGUGUUAGAAAUGCCAGGGCUGAUUUUUGGUCUCGCUCCUGCCUUAUGCAAUGUGUUGUGUGCUGUUCUGUGUGCCAGGGAUACUGAGAUUGUCAGAGAGAAUAGUGUUUGUCUGGUUGUUGAAGUGGAAGUUAAAAUCUAAUUUUAUUUGUCACAUACACAAUGGGUGUAGACUUUACUGUGAAAUGCUUGCUUACGAGCCCUU